Messenger RNA from Nematostella vectensis (starlet sea anemone), 1849 nucleotides. Its product is annotated as LIM/homeobox protein Lhx9. The transcript has 6 exons. The record is from RefSeq and is a predicted model, not a curated record. Gene Ontology annotation, molecular function: DNA-binding transcription factor activity, RNA polymerase II-specific; RNA polymerase II transcription regulatory region sequence-specific DNA binding. Gene Ontology annotation, cellular component: nucleus. The coding region runs from base 531 to 1550 and encodes 339 amino acids. Lineage: Eukaryota; Metazoa; Cnidaria; Anthozoa; Actiniaria; Edwardsiidae. Gene Ontology annotation, biological process: regulation of transcription by RNA polymerase II; neuron differentiation.
UGUCAUUCCCUGAUUUCGUUGAGCGAAAUUUCCUAAAACCCUAAACAUUUCAAAUAACGCUAAAAAAGAUUGAAGUUUAUUUUGUCACAUAAAGCAAAUCAUAUAGUUGAUGUGACUUUGAACUUAAUUCUAAAUUUUUUUGUUUUAAUUUUACGGAAUUCUGUGCCAAAUGUACCGCAGUCGCAUUUAGCAGUUGGUCUGAUGAUAAAUGGCAUCCUGUUCUCUGCAAGCGUUUCUCGAGAGAUCGAGACGCAUAUAUUAUUCGCCAUCAUUGUUUUCUGCAAAGAGCCUGCAAGCAGUGUCUGUUCUGCGAAAUCGGAUGUCAUCUGUGUCAGGAAACAGCCACAAAAAAUCCAAUGAUACACCUGACGAUUGUCAAAAAGACAACACAGAUGAAAAAACGAAUGGACUUCUGAAGCACUCUGUUGUUGAUCUUGAAAAAUUAUCAGAAGCUGAGAAGGAGAUCUACUUUGCUCAUAAAACUGCUUGCGAGGAGGGAAAUGCAAUGUAUACAGAUCCUGUGACUGGUUAUGCUGUGUUCACUGAGGAUUACCAUCGACAGAGAGGCUCAUGCUGUGGGAAUGCUUGCCGACAUUGUCCAUACAACCAUGAGAAUGUGCCGUCAAGUAAAAAGGACAAGAAGUUCAACUCAGCAUUCUAUAUCUAACAUAACUCUGCCUGCCCUCACACUACUUACUGAAGCCUGCAAGGCCAUGCCCAGCGCGGAUCAAAUGGGUGACAAGCAGCAGGCGGUAUGCGCGGGCUGCGGGUCUCGAAUCCUCGAGAGGUUCUACCUGAUGGCCGUGGACCAGGAAUGGCAUGCAGACUGUCUCAAGUGCAGCGAUUGUGAACUGAGGCUUGACAAUGAGCUAACCUGUUUCUCGAAGGACGGGGUCAUACUAUGCCGUGAGGAUUACUAUAGACGGUUUUCAGUCAAGAAAUGUUCGUCCUGCAGUCAAGCUAUCUCAAGCAAAGAGCUCGUUAUGCGAGCCCGCGAUCAAGUCUACCAUGUCAACUGCUUCGCUUGCGAUCGCUGUAAGCGCAUGCUCGCUACAGGGGAAUACUUUGGAAUGCGUGGAAUCAGGAUCUAUUGUAAAGAGGACUACGAGGAGUUACUGCGUGAGGAAUCGCGAAAUCCAACCAAAAUAAACUCGUUAUCGAAAGGAAGACCUCGGAAACGGCGGAUUGCGACGGCAAUAGAAAGCAUCACUAAUCUAGGAUACGACCUCUCUGACCGACCCGGCGAACUUACGACUGGUGCCGACGGCCGUCCGAAACGCGUCCGAACUUCAUUCAAGCAUCACCAGCUUCGUGCGAUGAAGACUUACUUUGCCAUGAAUCACAACCCGGACGCAAAAGACUUGAAACAGCUCUCGCAAAAGACCGGUCUGACAAAAAGAGUUUUACAGGUUUGGUUUCAGAACGCGAGGGCAAAAUUUCGUAGAACUGUGUGCAAUACGUCGCAGACGCCGAUGUCCCCGUCAUGUGAUCAGCUCACCCCCUCUUCCGGUUCCGGUUUAACAGAUCUGUGCGAGAAUAAUUUAGUAUGAAAUGGAAAAAAUAUAUAUUUGAUUGGUGGAGGAUAGAAGAAACCCGCGUGUGUGUGAGCCGGGAGGUAGUUUUUAAUGUUUAGUGUAAAUAGCGUCUUCGAAAUACUGCUAUAGCAGGAAGUCGAUGGGAAGCCUGUGGUGACGUCACUGCUGUGAAAUAGAUUUUUGGCAAAAUGUAGUAAUACCUAUCAAGUCGAUUUUAUUUCAAGAAGUUGCGAAUGCAAACUUGCCAUAAUCUCUGUUUGUGUGUGUAUGAAAUACAAGAUAUUAUGAAUGAAUAAACGAAAGAAGAAAACAGA